Molecule: messenger RNA, 1682 nt
Organism: Dothidotthia symphoricarpi CBS 119687
Lineage: Eukaryota; Fungi; Ascomycota; Dothideomycetes; Pleosporales; Dothidotthiaceae
Exons: 2
Coding region: 171-1682 (503 amino acids)
Biological process (GO): cyclic threonylcarbamoyladenosine biosynthetic process
Cellular component (GO): mitochondrial outer membrane
Molecular function (GO): ubiquitin-like modifier activating enzyme activity; tRNA threonylcarbamoyladenosine dehydratase activity
Source: RefSeq, a predicted model, not a curated record
CCACGUUGCGAUGGCGCACGUCCAAACUUUCGACAACUCAACACCACGAAAUUAGCAUUGCGCAUCGCCGUUGCCUUUGGAAUUUUGCAUAUCAGGGACUUAUUCGACACGGGAUAUUGCUGUGACAUAGAAAGAGUUGAAUUGGCUGAUUGCCACACGGAAUCACCGAGAUGUCCUCUUGGAUAUCUCGGUCCACAGAGUCUCGCAAUGCGCAGUUACUCACUACUGCUGUCGUGUCCGGGGCCGUCGUUGCAAGUGCUAUCUUUAGCUUCCAAAAAGUGAGGCGCAUGACGAAGGUUGCGGACCUCAAAGCGUCGAUACCAGAAGUUGGCGAAGACUAUCCAACGCAAAGAUUGACAGAAUACGGCGCGGCAUCCCACGUCUUCGCGCCCAGCAAAGAAGACGAGCGCAGCGUAGCCCUAGCAGCAAGAGCACGAAAAGGCGACUACGACGACGACCUGAUCCUCGAGCAACUCGCCCGCAACAGAGUCUUCCUCACAGACCCCGGCCUAGCCAAACUACGCUCAGCAUUCAUCGUCGUCGUCGGCUGCGGCGGCGUCGGCUCCCACGCCACCGCCGCCCUCGCCCGCUCAGGCUGCACAACCCUCCGCCUCAUCGACUUCGACCAAGUGACCCUCUCAUCACUGAACCGCCACGCCGUCGCCACACUCGCCGACGUCGGCACGCCCAAAGUCCACUGUCUGCGCAAACGCCUCGAGCAAAUCACGCCAUGGACACACUUCGAAUGCCGCAACGAGCUGUUCAGCGAGCAGACCGCCGCCGCCCAACUCGCGCCCCUCAACGGCCAAGCCCCAGACUACGUAAUCGACGCAAUCGAUAACAUCGACAGCAAAGUCGCCCUCCUCGCCUACUGCAAAAUAAAUAACAUAAAAGUUAUCUCCUGCAUGGGCGCAGGCUGCAAAUCAGACCCAACGCGCAUCUUCAUCGGCGACAUCUCCACCAGCACAGAUGACCCGCUCUCCAAGUCCACACGCCGGAAACUGCGCCUCCGCGGCGUCAAAGACGGUAUCCCCGUCGUCUACUCGACCGAGCGCCCGGGGCCAGGCAAAGCCGAACUACAGCCCCUCCCCGCCGCCGAAGUCGAAAAAGGCAGCGUCGCCGAGCUAGGCGUGCUGCCAGACUUCCGCGUGAGGAUCCUCCCUGUCCUAGGCACGAUGCCGGCUAUCUUCGGCCUCGCGGUUGCGAAUCACGUCAUCCUCUCCCUCGCAGACUAUCCCCAGGAGUACCUGCCCUCGAAAUCGCGGGAUAAAAUGUACGACGGCAUUCUCGGCGCGCUGCAGGGCGCUGAGGAGCGGGUGGCGCGCGCCCUGCAACUGGAUGAUGCGCAGGGGCUUAAGCUGCCGCUUACGCAGGAUGAUGUGGGGUAUUUGGUUGAGGAGGUGUAUGGGGGGCGGAGCGUCAUUAGUGGGCUUGCCACGCGGCUUGUGCUUUGUCGGUGGCGGAAGCCCGUGGGGGAGUUCGUCGAUAUGAGCACGCCGGGGCAGAAGAGCAGUUUGCUCAAGAUGCGCGAGUUGGUGCUUAUGACUAAGGAGGAGGCGGCGAGGCAUGAGAAGGAUGUGCUUAUUGGGGGGAAGGAGGUGGAGGGCGUUUAUGGGGGGGAGGUUGUGGGGAGGGUGGAGGAGAGGUUGGCGGAGGAGGAGAGGUUUAGGAGGUUUAGAUGA